AUGGCGAUUAUACCAAAUUGGCAAUCUUUCUGUCCUCACCCCCGAAAAUACACAUCUUCAAGACCCCAUUCUUCACCUGGUAGAGUAUAUUCAAAGAAUGGUUUCCAAAAUAUGUUCAGACCUUCUUCUUCAACCACAACAGUUGCAAAUCCAAUACUGUCCUUCUUAGAUGUUAAACGGAUUUUAUUUCAAAAAAUUACCGAUAAAAGGGACGAAUUGAAAAAAGCCUUUCAGCUGCUCGACACUGGUCAGAACCUGACUGUGUCCAAGAGUGAGCUGAGGAGGACCAUCGCGGCCUUCCUGCUGCCGCUCACCAGGGAGCAGUUUCAAGAGGUGCUGGCUCAGGUCCCUGUCACUGGCUCUGGCAAUGUACCGUACCUUGAAUUCCUCUCCAGGUUUGGUGGGAUUGACCUGAACAUAAACACCAUAAAGAGGGGAGGUGUGAGUGAAGCAAAUUGCUACCGGACACUAAAAGAUCUUGAAGUCCAAGUCGCAGAAAAGGUUUUUUGGAACAUGAAAACCAUUACCAACGCCUUUAAGCUCAUUGAUGUUAACAAGACAGGGCUGGUUCAGCCACAGGAGCUGAAGCGGCUUCUGGAGACCUUCUGCUUGAAGAUGACGGAUGAGGAAUACGCAAGGUUUUCAAAACACUACGACAUUGACAAAGAUACUGCAGUGGAUUACAAUGUUUUUUUGAAGAACCUUGGCAUAAAUAAUGACCUGAACCUUAGAUAUUUUAUGGGAAAUCAAGAGAUCACGYGUGAGAAUCAACAAGCCAAACUCUCCAGGAGGGAGCACUUGCCCAGCUUCGUGGCUUCUGACAGCAUCUGGGACAACUGCUCCUUGRAUGACAUUGAAAGGACGUUUUGCAGAGAGUUUUCCAAGUCCCACGAGAAGGUUGAAAAGGCCCUCAGUGCCGGGGACCCCUCCAAAGGUGGCUACGUCUCUCUGAAUUACCUAAAGGUCGUCCUUGACACCUUUGUGUACUGGUUACCAAGAAGAAUUUUCCUCCAGCUAAUGAAAAGAUUUGGACUUAAAACCACCAGUAAAAUCAAUUGGAAACAUUUUUUAGCAUCAUUUAAUGAGCCUCAGGAGUUCGAAGUCAGUUAUAUGGUUUCCUCAAAAAAACCAAGUAGCCUUGGCUCAAGAAACCAACCUCAGAAGGAAAAUAUUGUCACCAAAUUAUUUAGACACGGUGAAGACAGCUACAUGGCGUUGAAGAAAGCGUUACUGAUAAUCAACACUGAGCGUAAUGUAAAGAUGACAGGGGAAGAAUUGCGACACAUCCUAAAUUKCGUAACUGUAAACUUAAGUGAUUCAGAAUUCAAAGAACUGAUGCAGAUCCUGGACCCCGGGGGCACUGGGACGGUCAGCACCAGCUCCUUCAUCSACCUGCUAGAGAACCCCAAGACAAGAAGAACUUUGCCCUGUGCAGAGUCCAAGAUGCCACUCCACCUGGCCUGGAAUUCGGUGGAAGAAAUGGUUCACGAUGCAAUCACUAGACAUCUGCAAGCUUUCUAUGACACGCUGCAGUCAUAUGACCUCAGAGACACAGGGACCAUCAGUCGAAGUAAUUUCAAGAAAAUCAUGCACACUUUCUGCCCAUUUUUAACAAAUGAACAUUUAACAAAACUCGGCAGUAAGUUUCAGGACACAGUUUCAGGAAGAAUCCUGUACAAGAAAUUUCUGGCAUGUGUUGGAAUUAAGGACCUGCCCACUAUGCCUCCCAUUUGUGUUUCCAAGGACAAGUCAAGUGAACAUUUCCAGAAAGAGCAGCAGCAGCCACCGGAUCUUUCAGAGAGAACCAAGCCCCCCGAGGGUACAACCACCGAGACCAAGAACAUGACCCAGGAGGAAGUCACUGAAAAACUCAAAACCUGUGUCCAGGGGCAGGACCCCGUGUUCAGGCAACGGUUUCUCGAGGUCAGCCAGGAGCCUGAGGGGAAGAUCGACCUGUGUGACUUCAGGAAGGUACUGGAAGACAGCGGAAUGCCCAUGGACGACACCCAGUUCUCUCAGCUGACUACAAAGAUGGGCUUUAAGAAGGAGGGGAUGAGCUACCUUGACUUUGCRGCAGGAUUCGAAGACCCCAACCACAGGCGGCAGGAGGYCACGCCCCCUCAGACUCCAGCUCGGUUCUUCAUCACAGCCGAGGAGUGCCUGAAGCUCUUCCCCAGGAGACUGAAGGAGCACUUCCAGGACGCCUACGCUGCCUUCUUCAAGAUGGACACCGACAUGGACGGCAUCAUCAGCAUGUACGACCUGCACAAGUUGCUGCUGCAGCUCCGGCUCAACCUGAAGGAGCAGGAGUUCGAGCGUUUCCUUGGCCUUCUUGGCUUGAGGGUUACCGUCACUUUAAACUUCCGGGAAUUUCAACAUCUGUGUGAGAAGAGAACCCCCAGAACAGAUGAUGCGCCUCAAAGACUCAUCAGAACCAAACAGAAAGUUGCGGAUUCUGAACUAGCCUGCGAACAGGCUCAUCAGUAUCUUGUUAUCAAAGCGAAAAACAGAUGGGCAGAUUUGUCUAAGAAUUUUAUAGAAACUGACAACGAGGGCAACGGCAUUCUUCGACGCAGGGACAUAAAGAAUGCACUCUACGGCUUUGAUAUUCCCCUCACACCCAGAGAAUUUGAGAAGCUUUGGCAAAGCUAUGACACCGAAGGAAGAGGGCACAUCACUUACCAGGAGUUUCUCCAGAAGCUGGGUCUUCGCUAUUCGCCCACCAUCCACCGGCCGUAUGCAGAAGAUUACUUCAACUUCCUGGGCCACUUCACGAAGCCCCAGCAGGUCCAGGAAGAGAUCCAGGAGCUGCAGCAAAGCACCGAGAGGGCGGUGCCUGCCAGGGAUAAACUCGAGGACCAUUAUCAAGACAUCAGCAAAGCCCUCACCACACUGGAUAAAUCCAAGACCGGCUCCGUCUCCCUCUGCAAGCUGCGGAAAGUGCUGCGAGACUGUGGGUGUCCCCUCAAGGAGGUGGAGCUGAGCAGCCUGCUGAACAGCUGGGGCAUCAGCCAGCAGGAUAAUUCCGUCAAUUACCUUGACUUCUUGAGAGCGCUGGAGAAGAGCCAGCUGGGCAGUCCGCAGUCCAGAGACCAAGAAGGAAGCCUGCCCAUCAACUUCUCCACGCUGAGCCCAGAGGAGAUCGUCACGAACAUGCAGGAGGCUGUGGAGUCUGCGCAGCCAGCUCUGCUCCAGGCAUUUUCUGCCCUGGAUACAGAGGACACCGGUUUUGUAAAUGCCACGGAGUUUGGGCAAGUCCUGAAGGACGUCUGCUGCCAACUGUCGGACAAUCAGUACCAUUAUUUCUUGAGGAAACUAAGAAUUCAUCUAGUGCCCUACAUAAAUUGGAAAUAUUUUCUAGAGACCUUCAGCUCUUUCCUAGAGGAGACCGCUGGUGAGUGGGCGGAGAAAAUGCCCCGGAUCCCGACCCCCUCAUCGCCUGGGGACGUGGCCAACAGGGACAUCCUAGAGCGGCUCCRCAGAGCAGUGGCCUCCCACCCCCACACCAUCGCCCAGGAGCUGGAGAACUUCGACACCAUGAAGACCAGCACAGUGUCCCGAGAGGAGUUCAGGGCCGUCUGCGCUCGGCACGUGCAGAUGCUGACCGACAAGCAGUUUGACAGGCUCUGGAGUGAGAUGCCCGUCAGUGCCAAGGGGCGGCUGAAGUACCCCGACUUCCUGAGCAGGUUUGGUCCGGAGCGGGCAGCCACGCCACCAGUCUCCCACAACUCGACCAGGGCCCAGAGAGGGAGCAGCGUCCCCGUGGUCUUGGAAAGAACCAGAUCUACCGUCUCCUCGCCCACCCAUGACCUGAAAGGGGGGUCGAAAUCGCGGAGUCUGCCCUGCACCCCCGCGAGCAUGGGGCUAGCGCCAGGCACCCCGCCCCUGCAAAACUGUGAGCCCCUGGAGAACAAGCUCAGGAAGCAGGUCCAGGGCUGCUGGCGGGGGCUGCUGAAGGAGUGCAAGGAGAAGGACGUGGACAAGCAGGGCACCAUCUCCGCCUCCGAGUUCCUGGCCCUGGCGGAGAAGUUCAACCUGGACAUGAGCAAGGAGGAGAGCCAGCAGCUCGUCCUCAAGUACGACUUGAAGAACAACGGCAGGUUCGCCUACUGCGACUUCAUCCAGAGCUGCGUGCUGCUGCUGAAGGCCAAGGAGACUGCGCUGAUGCACAGGAUGAGGAUCCAGAACACGCAGAAGAUGAAGGAGGCAGGCACAGAGUCGUGCUCUCUCUACAUGGUGCUGCUGCGCAUCCAGCCCAAGAUCCUGCACUGCUGGCGGCCCAUGCGGCGCAGCUUCAAAAGCUACGACGAGGGCGGGACGGGGCUUCUGAGUGUGGCUGACUUCAGGAAGGUGCUGAGGCAGUACAGCAUCAACCUCUCGGAGGAGGAGUUCUUCCACGUGCUGGAGUACUACGACAAGACGCUGUCCUCCAGGGUGGCCUACAAUGACUUCCUCCGCGCCUUCCUGCAGUAG
This is a messenger RNA of Urocitellus parryii (Arctic ground squirrel), 4473 nucleotides long. Lineage: Eukaryota; Metazoa; Chordata; Mammalia; Rodentia; Sciuridae. The record is from RefSeq and is a predicted model, not a curated record.